Messenger RNA from Leishmania major strain Friedlin, 1446 nucleotides. RefSeq lists its product as hypothetical. Bases 1 to 1446 code for a protein of 481 amino acids. NCBI's taxonomy places the organism in Eukaryota, Euglenozoa, Kinetoplastea, Trypanosomatida, Trypanosomatidae. The transcript has a single exon. The record is from RefSeq and is a predicted model, not a curated record.
AUGGCGCUGGCGGUGCCUCAGGAGGCCAUCACAGACGUCCAGUUUCGCCUUGGCAGCCUCUACGUGACCUUCCACGUCACCCACGAUGAAGACAUCAGCCAAGAGGAGAUGGCCCACCGAAUUGAAGAGUACCCGUUCCGUGAGAUGUGGCGCCUUUACAACCAGCGCGACGGCGCCCCGGACGGCUUGGAUGCUGCCCUGCAGCGCCUCAAGGAUCUCGAGAUGGAGCUCAAGGAUAAAAAUCGCGAGUUGGAUAAGGAGCGCGGUGACAAGGAGCAGAAGGUGAACGAACUCAAGAAGCAGCUGCAGGCCCUUCAAGAGGAGCUCGCCGGCCCCGUGGCUGAGCGCGAGCAGAGCCUGCUUCAGCAGCUGGGUAAAGAGCAGGGUGCUCGCAAAAAGGCGGAAACCCAGCUCAAGGUCGUUGAUGACGAGAGAAAGAAGUUGCUGGAGGCCGUGAAGCAGGAGAAGCUGCGCACGGAGAAGAGCGCGCAGCGCCACAACGACCUCAUCGCUGCUAUCAUCCAGGAAAACAAGAAGGAAAAGGAGGCGAAGGAACGUGAGCACAAUGAGCAGAUGGAGGUAAAAGACUACAUUAUUGAGAACCUCAAGUCUCAGCUGCGCACCCGCACGAACGGCAGCGCGUCUCCGCGCAAUAGCAUUAUCGACUUUGAUCAGACCGAGGAGUUCAACAGGCUGAUGGAGCGCAUGGAGGACAUGGCAGCAGUGCUACAACGCACGCAGGAGUCGGAGAACCAGGCUCGCGCGCAGAUCCAGCGGCUGUCUGAUCUGCUCAAGGAGUCGGAAGAGGCGCGCCAGGCGGAGUCGGUGUCGUACGACAACAACGUGGCUGCUCUCACUCAGCAGAUCCACUCGUACCGCGACACAAAGAUUGCUGAGGACCACGAACGCCGUGCUAAAGAAGACCGCCAGCGCGGACGUGGAUCGGUGAGCGAGGCUUUGAAGGAGAACGCGACGAUCGUGCGUCAGUACACCACCAGCCUUGAGAACCUCAUCGUCUCCCUGCAGGAUCGCCUGCACGCUAUCAGCGAGGAGUACAACAACUACUUGACAGAGGCGGAAGCGGGCGUUUCGCAUGAGCGUCAGAUUCUUGCUGAACAAGACGAGGAUAGCAAGAAGACCCGCCAGACCUUCCGCUCCAGCUCGAUUGCGCUGCAGAAGAUCUACUGGGGCUCUCGCGAGCCGGAGGCGCAGGAGAUCAUCCAGAACCUUGACGCCGCCGCCUCCAACGCCGAGAAGUCGAGUGCGGCGGUGCGCGUGGUGAUUGCGAUGCUGGAUUCGAAGGCGCGAGCUUUUGGUGAUCAUCGGAAUUGGAUGGAGCAACAGCAGAGGAUGAUGCGCGAGCUCUUAACCUCGCUGCGUGACCUGAACCAGCGAGCCUUUGACCGGCAGCGCGCACUGAUGGACGAGAGGGUGUCCAAGGCGUAG